Molecule: messenger RNA, 1497 nt
Organism: Prunus armeniaca (apricot)
Lineage: Eukaryota; Viridiplantae; Streptophyta; Magnoliopsida; Rosales; Rosaceae
Source: the annotation of a GenBank genome assembly
AUGGAGCGUGGGGCCUUGAGGUCACAUGGCGAUUCAACCACAGCUUUUCAGAUUGAGGGCGAAAUGCUUAACGAAACGGUAGGCGCUAGGGCCGAAGGGAAGUCCCUUCAAUCAGUUUAUGACCGUGUUUUAUUAGGCACAAACAGAACAAUAGUGCAAAUUAAAGGUGAUUUCAAUUCAUUGUUACAGAGGCAUGUGUUCCAAAGAAUGUACAUUUGCUUGGGUGUCUGUAAGGAGGGAUUCAAGGUUGGAUGCAGACCUAUAAUAGGACUAUAUGGGUGCCCUUUGAAGAGUCCUUAUGAAGGCCAAUUGUUGUUAGCUAUUGGUCUAGAUGCCAAUAAUAUGGCAUGGGUUAUUGUUUAUGCUCAAGUGGAGAUGGAAACCAAGGAUUCAUGGAUAUGGUUUUUUCAGCUGCUUGUGAAGGAUAUUGAGUUGGUAAACCAAUAUGGGUUUACAUUCAUAAGAGAUAAGCAUAAAGGCCUGGUAGAGGCUUUUGAGGCAGUCGUGCCUAAUUGUUGUCACAGAUUUUGUGCAAGACACAUAUCCACAAACUUCAGUUUGGUAUACAAGGGGAAAAUGUUGAAGGAUGCAAUGUGGAAGGUUGCAUUUGCAACCACAAUUUUAGAGUUUAGAAGGGCAAUGGAAGUGUUGAGGACAUUGGAUGGUGAAGCUUAUAAAUGGCUUACAGCUCCAGAAAAACCACCAAGACAUUGGUCAAGGUGUAAGCCAAUAAUUUCAAUGAUGGAGGAGAUUAGGGUUAAGUUGAUGAGAAGGAUACAUAUUAGAAGAAAUUUGAUGAUGAUAUGGGAUUGUGCAAUAUCUCCUAGGCCCUUAGGAAAGCUUGAAACCAACAAAAAAAUUGUUGCUGAUUGCAUUGCUAUUAUAUCUGGAAAACCCAAGUUCCAAGUACAUACUGCAACAGGAGACAUUCCUAAAGGCAUUGAGAACAUUAUACAGCAUGUGAAGGGAAUGGACCAAUGGGAAAGAACAUAUUUCCCUGAAAUAUUACCUCUUAUGCAGUGGCAGAGCCACAGUGUGGUCAGUGGGGUCGUACGACCUCUUGGAAGCCAUGGACAUAAGCUUAGAGGUCCGUUGGAGCUGGGGGAGAGACCUCAUGGAGUUGCACACCAAGUGCUCGACGUUUUACCUGAGGAAGAAAGAAGCUGCGAGGAAGAAGAAGCACUGCAUAAGCCACCAAAUGAUAGAAACCAACCUGGUAAGAAAAGUAAGACUAAGGCUGUUAUUGGAACUUCUAUCCCAGUUUCCAAACUUGACAAGUAUGAAGCUGAGAUGGAGAGGAAGAAUCAAUUGAGAGAGAAGGCAAAGCAAAGAGCUAAAGUACUGAAGGAAAAGAGAGACAAAAAGAAAGCAGAAGUUGCAGCAACAUAUGCAGUAGAUUCAAGCAAUCCAAUUGGAGUUGUGAGGAAGAGGGCUAAACGCAACAACACAAGAUGCAACAAUUAUGCUUCUGUCCAAGAAUCACAAAGUGGAGUGUAG